AUGUCCGGACUAGAAGUCGCCGUGUCCGUCCUCUCACUGAUCGAGGCCUCGAUCAGCCUCAUCGGCCAGCUGCACGACGCCUACAAGCGCCAAAAGGAGCACACCAGCUUCCUCGCGGGGUACGCGGAGGAGCUCCGCAGCGCCAAGAGCAUCAUCCGGGUGGACCGGCAUAUUCGGGAGGUGCUGGGGGAUGGCCGGGGGUUGAGGAUUGGGAAUUUGGUUCCUGAUGAUGAGGAGGCGGAUGCUAAACGCGAGAUUCCCCUGAGCCGGGAAGAGGUGGCAGCGGUGAUGGGGCCACCGGGCCCCAGCAGCAGCAGCAGCAGCACGGAGCGGAUCAUCGAGAACAACCUCACGCAGCAGCAAGCCCUUCAGAUCAACGGCCCCGUGGGCGAAGACCGAUGGAAAUCGAUCAGCCGCCUGGUGGUUCGGCAGAACAGAGCGACGGGCACGAGUACGCAGGUCAACUAUCCGGUGUCCGCCUCGACCUUCUACGUCCUGCUGGUCAAUCACCUGGUCAAAUCUGUUCUGGUCUGCGGUUUGCUGUAUAUUCCGCUGGCUUAUCUGUUUCAAAAACAUGACUAA
This is a messenger RNA of Aspergillus uvarum CBS 121591, 582 nucleotides long. RefSeq lists its product as uncharacterized. The transcript is spliced from 2 exons. NCBI's taxonomy places the organism in Eukaryota, Fungi, Ascomycota, Eurotiomycetes, Eurotiales, Aspergillaceae. The record is from RefSeq and is a predicted model, not a curated record. The coding region runs from base 1 to 582 and encodes 193 amino acids.